AUGCCUCGUAUGUAUAUUGUCAAUUUGAAUUCUCGGGUUUCAGAAAAGGAGGUUGAGAUUGAAUUUCGUAACUUCGGAAGUAUCAAAAUGAUAUGGGUUGCAAGGAGACCACCAGAUUAUGCUUUUAUUGAUUUUGUCCACAUUAGAGAUGCAGAGAAUGCCAUUAGAGAGUUAGACGACAAGAAUGAUUGGAGAGUUGAGUUCUCGCACGACUCUAGACAUGUUGUGGGGCAAUUAUGCACUAAUGGUAAUAAUUAUGUGAUCACAAAGCCUCGAGCAAGUGGUAAGAUCGUGUCUUAUGUUACUAAUGCUAAUGGCGAGGCUUUUUCAGUGUUCGAGAGAGGGUCAGUUCGUAUCACUCCUACUUUAGAACUUCAUAAUGUUCUAUUUGAUCUUCUCACUAGGGAGAUAUGCGGUCGAGGAGAUUUGAGGGACAAAUUGUUUCACCUGGAUCAGACAUAUGCAUGA
Molecule: messenger RNA, 468 nt
Organism: Argentina anserina (silverweed cinquefoil)
Lineage: Eukaryota; Viridiplantae; Streptophyta; Magnoliopsida; Rosales; Rosaceae
Exons: 3
Coding region: 1-468 (155 amino acids)
Biological process (GO): mRNA splicing, via spliceosome
Cellular component (GO): nuclear speck
Molecular function (GO): RNA binding
Source: RefSeq, a predicted model, not a curated record